Messenger RNA from Cajanus cajan (pigeon pea), 684 nucleotides. NCBI's taxonomy places the organism in Eukaryota, Viridiplantae, Streptophyta, Magnoliopsida, Fabales, Fabaceae. The record is from RefSeq and is a predicted model, not a curated record.
AUGUACCCGAUCGAGAAAGAACCAACAGAGGGCCUCGAUAUGCAUAGUAUACUCCGCUCAACACCAGCAGGACCAAGGUAUUGGAGCAAGCCUUGGCCACAAAAAUCCUUGCGGUGCCCCGCCGCGCUAAGACUCCACCCCACACGGACAAGACCAAGACAUGCCAAUUUCAUAGAAAACCGGGGGCACACCACGAAAGAAUGCACAGCCCUUCGAGAUCGCAUCGAAGAUCUUGUUAAGUCGGGCCACCUUCAAAACUUCACCCAACCCUCAGGUAGAAAGAGAUACGACAACUACCAUGAUAAGAGGGAGUCUGAAAGAGGGAACCGUGAAAGGGCACCUCCGAGACGUAGAUCCCAGGAGCGAAGCAGGUCUCCGGAGAGAAAUGAGCAGCAACGAGACCGAAAUCAACACAGAAGGGUGAUCAACACAAUCGCCGGAGGAUUCGCGGGAGGAGGGAGCUCGUCCUCGGCUCACAAAAGACACUUACGGACAAUCAAGUCAGUAAACGCCGUAUGUCGGACAGCUUCGGUCCACAUGCCCCCUAUCACUUUUACUGAUCGAGAUUUUCAAGGCGUCGAUCCGGUGCAAGAUGACCCGAUGGUGAUUAGUGUGGAGAUUAACAAUUGCCUUGUGGAAAAGACGCUCGUCGACCAAGGGAGCUCGACUGAUAUCUUGUACUAG